Molecule: messenger RNA, 11948 nt
Organism: Equus caballus (horse)
Lineage: Eukaryota; Metazoa; Chordata; Mammalia; Perissodactyla; Equidae
Source: RefSeq, a predicted model, not a curated record
AUCUGAACCUGCGAACCCUGGGCUGCCAAAGCAGAGCAUGGGAACCCAACCACUAUGCUGCUGGAACGGCCCCAAAUUUGCCAGCAUUUAAUGGAGACAGCAAACAUUCUUAGCCACACAACUGCUUUAAUUUUAGGACUCUGGCAUUCUUUUUGUUUCAAGAAGUCUCCUACUAAUAUUGUUGAAAAUUGACACAUUGAGGAUGUACGGGAUUUAGUAGUCAGGAUUCUGCUUGUCACUUGCUGAAGGAUCUAGGGAAGUCACUCACCCACUCUGAGCUUCAGUUUUACUCAUUGAUAAAAGGGGCACAAUAAUACCUGUCCUGCUUGCGUCCCAGGGUGGUUGUGAAAAUCCACUGAGAUCGUGGCAAGUAAAGUGCUUUAGAAAUUAGACACAUAAGUUUCUUAUUUACAGUUGAUGUUAGUAUGGGAGGGGCAAGUGCUAUGGACCUCUCCCAUUAAAUAUUGAUGGGGUUUCUUUCCCGUGGUACAAAAAGAAAAAACAAAAAAGUUGUACCUUUAGAAUCUUGUUUCUUGUUUAGAAAAGGAAUCGUACCAGCAUUUGGGGAAAAGCCUUUUUAUUGAAACUUCUGGUAGGUGUUAACUGAAGGCACUCGGUGUAUGUUAAGGAUAUCUAGCCAACACGUGCCCUUGUAAAGGAGGCAAGCUGCUCUUUGACCAUCUUUGUUGAUUUGUGUCAGAAACUAGAGAGGGGAGAGCUGCAGGGACACCCUCCUGAGGAGCCCAGUGUGUUGGAGCAGUUGUCACCCACAGUGUCUGUCCCUUCUCUGAUCUCUUCCUGAGAUCGCUUGGCAGUUCCCACAUGUGCCGGGGCCUCUCCUGUGCAGUGGUGUCACUCUUGACCUGUGCAGGGCUUUUCCCUAAAACCGCAGCUCAUGGUUCAAGGACAGAGACAUGACUUACAGGUACUUGUGUCUCCUGGUUUCCAGCAGUAAAUAUUUAUUAAAUGAAACUUGGCUCAGGCUGCCUAUCAAGGCGAGGAGGAAGUGGCACCUCCUGGCAGGUUUUGUCCUCCAGGAAGGGUACCUGUUCCUGUGUAAUUGAAAGGAGACCCCACCAGAGUGAAGACUGUCUCACCCUUUCACAGAGAUCAGGUGACAGUGCUGGGCUGUGGGUGUCAGAGCAAGGGCAUCACAGCUUAAGAAAGACGUGAGAAAUUAGGAGACCCAUCAGAGGACAGCUGUCAUGAAGAUAAGGAGUUUGGAAAAGAAGAUGUAGGAGGAGGGGAGGGAAGUACUGGGAUUAUUUAAACCUGACAGGAGGAGCCUGAAGAAAGCGUGACAGGUGGUUGAUUUUUGAACAUACGUGGGGUGAUCAUAUAAAGCAGAGCUUCUCAGCCUUUUUCGUGCCAAGGCGCUCUUAGGAAGAGAUCAUAUUUACAGGGCCCACAAGGGCACUCGGAUGAGGCUGCACAAGACGAGAUUCUGCCCUGGGCUUUGACACUCCUGGGUCCCACCUGCCACCCGAGGGCUGAGGGGAUCAACAGCUUAGCACAAUGCAAACUAUCCCUGCCUUUGGGCAGUAUAUGGACUGAAUGUUUGUGUCCCCCCAGUUCACAUGUUGGAACCUAAUCCCAAUGUGAUGGCAUCAGGAGAUGGGGCCUUUGGGAGGUGGUUCGGUGAUGAGGGUGGAGCCUCAUGAAGAGGAUUAGUGUCCUCAUACAAGAGACCUCACAGAGCUCCCUCACCCUCUUUUUCCACCACGUGAGGUUGCAGGGAGAAGGCAAGUGUCUGUGAUCCAGGAAGUGAGCCUGGCCAGACACUGAAUCUGCUGGUGCCUUGAUCUUGGACUUCCCAGCCUCCAGAAGUGUGAGAAACAAAUGUUUGUGGUUUAAGCCUCCCACUCUGUGGUAUUUGUUACAGCAGCCUGCACCAACUAACGGAUGUGUCCACGUGUAGAGGGUGGGGACUGUCUGUAUUUUAGGUAGAGUAAGAAAAAGUGGGGUCAAAAUAAAGGAAAGAUUGAAAAAAAAGGAGAAAAUGCUUUAUUGUUGGAUUUGAAAAUGCUGGAUUAUGUCAAUGCAAAAUAACCAAUAACCAUUUUAUAAAUAAGAGAAAUAAGGUGAGUUUAACUUGAGCCAGAGUGAGGAUUAUAACCCAGGAAGGCCUUUCCCAGAAAGAAAGAAAGCAUUCCACAGAAGCAUGAUUUUCAGUACAGACUUAUAUCUUUUUAGAACAAAGAACAUCCAUUAAACGUGCCCAGGAUACAUUUUUAUCAAAGUUUCAGAGGUAUUCAGUUGCAAACUAGCAGCUCAACAUGAUCCUGAAGUCAGGAAAGGGAACUUAUUUUAGCAGUUCCAACGAGGGCGUUACCAAUAGCGCAUAAGGCGGGGAAGUGUGCAUUCUUAUCUUAAGAGCUUGCACUCUUCACUUUAAUGGUUAAAGCAUAUGUACAGUGCAUGUUUGAGGGGCCGUAAGGUAGUCUUCUUGAGUUCAAGUCAAAUCAAUUUUGAACACAAAUAGUUACCCCAUAUACCUCAAUGUGAAAAUCUCUUGUCAUUUGGUUUGUCAAAAGAUGUGCGUGUUUGUGUGUGUGUGAGUGUGUACUGUGUCUGAAAGUCUUUACGCAGCUCAAGCUUCACUAACUUCAGAAAAAUAAGUGCUACAGACUUACCCCCAAGAUCAUUUGAAGGUACAAUUAUUCACAUUUAUAUUUUAUUUAUCUAGUUUUGUGAAUGUUGAAUAAUGAAUUAUGCAUUUAAUUAUUUGAGUCAUCCUCUCUGAAGAUGCUAAAGGCUGACUGAAAAAAACCCCUAAAAUUUGCUAUUCAGUAUUCACAAAACUAAAAUGUAGAACAUUUAAGUUGUGUAUCUGGGUUCAUGUAAGGAAAAAACAUUGUAUAGAAAGGAUAGAUUUGGGGAUGAUUACGAUCCUGAGUGUAAAUGUCUGGGUACAAGCAAAAAUUCUGGGCAGUAUCUCAGACUUGCAAGGCAUUAGAAUUGGUGAGACCCAAGUCCAGUUCUCCAAAGAGUAAAGGUGGACCAAGGUGAUAUCUGGGGUACAGACGGUACAAGCAGAAAAUUCCAUUAAGUAAAUAUAUUAUCUGAUGAAAAGGUGGAGUUGGAAAAUAGGACUACAGGCAGUGUCACCCCGGGCCCUCCAGGACUAGUUCAACUGACACCAUCUCUUAUCAACAGAGUGACUAAGAAUUAUCCUUCAGACAAUCUUCAGAGUCAUGUAGCCAGAGCAUGCACAAAAGACGUCUUGACCUGAAAUGACUGCAGAACCACGGAUCCCCCUUCCCAUGGAACCCAAGGACUGGGACACAACGGAAACUUAGAAGUCAGACUCUUAUCACAAGCAAGGGGUCCCUCAUUCAGGAAGAUUUGGUGUUAAAAUUCCUUCCCCAUCUCAUCAUAAAUGUUUACAACCCUAUCAUAAAAGUGUAGAACCUCAUCAUAAAUGUUCAGAACCCCGUCAUAAAUGUUUAAAACCUUACCAUAAAUGCUUGAAGCCCACCGAUCAAAACCCACCCGUGCCACCAGUGUUUCAAGGUGCCACACUGUUCUCCCUAACCUCUUAAAUUUCCCCAAAUUCUGAAUCAGGGACACAGAUCUGAGGGCACAUGCCCCCUGUUCUCCCUGCAGAUGGAUCUUUCAGAAUAAAGCUGAUCUCUUUUCCCAAAGGCUGAUGCCAUAAUUAACUGGCUAUUUCUGUGCAUUGGGCAAAAGAACCCCACUUUUGUGUGGUAACAUUAGCAGGUCAGAGGGACCUAGAGGGCCCAGGAGGAGUGGAGAGAUCUGCCAGUCUGGUGGGUGGGGGAGGACUUGUGGGCACACCCUCUUCAUGUCCCCUCCCCGACCCUCAGAAACCCUUUGUUACUCUUCUGUACUCUGUGAUGCAGGCCUGGGACUAUAGGCAAGCACUGGCACUCUCAGAGCUCAGUUGCUUCAGGCAGCCUCGCGAUUCAGACAAUGGAGUUCAGCCAUUGGAAUGUUCUCUCAUUUCUGAAUAGCUCUAUUGAGUUGUGUCUGAGCAUCUGCUCAGCAUUCUUAGAUACUGACCCCAACCUCACCUUCCUGUGUGGGUUGUGGUUGCUUCUUCUGUUCCUGUGCUACCUGGUGGGGAUUCCAUCUUUACCAACCUUCUGGAAAACCAAAGCUUUCCAAAAGGUAAGGAAUGCUGGGCAAGCCCGUAACAGUGAUUCUUUAUUGUUGUUUCUGUCUUUAUCCCCAUAUUUUAAAAGGAGUUUGGUUGGCUCAGAGAGACACCUAAGAUGGGAAGUCUGAGUAGAGGAGGGAGUAGCAUCCUUCUAGGAGCAUAGACCAGGCAGGGCUAGGUGUUCAGCAGGGAAUGUUUCCCUUUGAAGCUCACAGACCAUCUGGGUGUAGUGGAGGAUUCUGGGAUAAAAUCCCCAACAGUGAUUUCAUGGCCCCAGAUUGGGUUAUUUAGAGAGUUUGGGAUCUCUGCAGGAGAACAGAGUUCCCAACACUGGAUCAUGAGUCACAUUCGCAUGUCAGGCGUCAUUUUUAUCUGGCUGAUCAGAAGAGCAGGGCUGAGCCUCUGAGCAGAGGCUGGAGUCUGAGCUCUGUCCAGGACACAUGGUCUAUCUGAGGGACCACAGGCGUGUCUGUUGACCUCAGAGUCUAUGCCCUCCUUGAGCAGAGGACUUCUGACUCAGAAUACCAAGUUGUAGACCUCAUAGACAAAAUCUUUCUUCGAGUUGUUCAAAGAAGGAAAAAUGGAAAUACUUUAUCAUUAAAAAAAUUAAUAACAGGAAGGAACACAAAGUUCUGUUCAUUAAAGUAGGCAUAUUAUUCAUGGAUAAUGAGUAUCUGAGUUUCCUAGAGAGAGAAGGGAGAGAAAUGAGUCCCAGCUUCUGAUUCUUUUCUUUUUGUUCUCAGCGUAAGGGCACAGCCAAGAGGAGAAGGAAAGGUGGAACAUCAGGAGGUAAGUUUCUGCUUAUUCCAUCUAAGCUCUCCAAGGAUGACUCUUCCUGUCCUUUCCAUGAGGUCCCAGGUCCAUGACUUCUGAGGAUGUCAGUUGCUAGCUACAGUCCCUGUCAGAAAACAGAGCCCUCAGAGGAGAGGCUCAUGGGAAGGCAGUCAGAACCUGAAACGCUUCUCAGAUUCCUGCUCUGCUCACCUCUGGGCAUGGAGCAGUGAUGAAUCUGGACAAUGGGUGUUGCCCAAUAGGUGGCCAUGUUAGAUGUCAAGAGUCAGAGCUUCUGUCUCCUGACCUCGUGAAAGUAUUUUGACUUCCUGAAUGAUCAGAUUCGUCUUUGAGGUAACCAUUGACCUGUGCUCCUCACAUGGUGGUUUCGAGCAUCACAUGAGAUAAUGUAUGUGAAGGUACUUUACAAAUGAAGCAACAUACGCCUAUGAACCUUGUUAAUAUCAUUGACCAUUUGACCUCAUCUGCUGAUUCUUGGGGCCUUCAGAGUUUAAUGUCCCAAAGGUCUCCCAUAAAGGGACUCCUAUGGGAGUCCAUACUAACACCUAUGCUUCUACCCACUCCCUCCAUAACCCACUCUCCUGAUUUCCCAGGUCGCAGACAUUACCAGAGGGAAACAGAGGACAUAAGCUGAUUUCCAUUCUGAAAAGGUAACCAGUCUUUCCACUUCUUUCCUGAUCCCUCUUUAGCAUGUUCUGUGCAAUUCCAGGGAUUCAGUGCAGCCUGCCCUAGUCAUGCGAGGGGGUUGCCAUAGGAACGGGUAUGUGAAUGAAGGCCUUGGGGUGAGGGCUGCUGAGUGUGUUGUGAAGUCAUGGAUGUGGGGCAAUGUGAAGGGGCAGCAGGCUUCAGGUGGCCCCUACCCCCCCAGGCCAGCAGGUCCUCAUUUCUUUCUUCUGGUCCUGGCUGCAGCUUUGUACCUCCUGUCUCCCACAGCCCUUCAGGCCAGCAUCAUGAUACCACCUGCUUUCAUCAACUGUUAUUUCCAGACCCCUCCUCUGAGGUGUGUAAUAGCACAACUGCAGAAGUCAAUCGGCUGCUGUUCCUGGAGGACCUGGAAGAUGAUACCCUCUCUGUGUCCUCUUUGGCUUCCACAGCUGCUGUGACUGAGUCAUCAUUCACUCUGUCCUCUGCCUUCUCAGAAGUCCCUCCAGGAGGCCUAACACCAGCCUCUCCACCUGAGACUUCCCCAACACCCCCCUCCAUUCUUUCACCUAACCCAAUGACACCCUUAGCUGACUUUCAUUCGCCCUCACCAAUGGGUCACUCUCUGCCACCAGCACCUUUUCCUCCCUUGGAUUCCGAAUUCCCAAUGGACCAUUCUCCACCCCAACCCCUUGUCUGUCUCCCUCUGUGACCACAUGACACUUAGACAGUGGAUCCUGUUCUCCAACCAGAGGCCACUUUGUCCAUGCAUACCAUCUUGUCUCCUGACUCAGCCCUUUCCCAAGAUGUCAAACUCUUACCAAAGUUGUCUGAGACAAUGGAUCCCACUGAUUCAUUGACUUCUCAUCACACACCACCAACCCUGUCUGUUUCAUCAUCACAAGACAGCGCUUUAACUGUGACUCAAUCUGAUUCAAUUUCUACCUUAUUGAAUCCUGUGCUGGAGAACUCAUCUCUGGAUAGCCCUGGUGGGUUUUCUAAUUGUGUCCCACCAAUCAAAGGCACUGACCAUUCAAGCCUCUCAGUUUCAGAAUUCUCCCCAUGGGAAGCUCAUGCCAAAGACUUGUUCCAUUCCACUUUGGCACAAUGUGAUUUCAAUCAAGAAUUUCUUGCCCUCCACUCUUUAGAGGGCUUUUUGAGGGGAGACCCUGCCAACAACCUUGUGGAUCUUGGUAACCUCCCAUUUCUCAGCCCUGAUGUCCUGGCACUCUUGGAGAGACAAGUCCAAAAUAGGAGUGAUUUUCUGAUGAGGGGUUCUUUUCCAAAAGAACUUAGGCCAGACUACCAAUUAAAUUCUUCAGAGAAAAUGUUGGAGUCAAUUGCUGAUAAGCAUGACUCAGCAUUCUCCCUUCCUUUUUGGAGCAGCAAAGGGAAACCAAAGGAGCUGCUUGUGCACCAGCAGCCCCCAUAUCCUAAGACCUCAGAGGACCAUUUACAACAAAAACACGUCCAGCUCUUCUCGGGUCUCCCAUCCCUGAACAUUGAGUCCUUGGCCCCUGCUGACCAUGUCUCAGGUGACUGUUCCUCAAUCUUCAUUUUCACAACAAUAUUUAAUGCCUCCCCAGCUGAAGAAUCUCCAGUACUUUCCCAUCGUCUACCUUUGUCCUCGCCUGAGAUCCAGCCUCAAGCCUUGCCUCAAACCCUGUCCCAGUCCAAGCCCCUACCUGUCACUCAGGUCCAGCCCCAGGCCCACUUUCAGUCCCUACUCCCAAUCCUACGAUCUGGUCCUCUACCUGAGACCAAGAUCUGUGGAGUGUGUUUCCAUAGACCACCGAAUGAGUCAGAGUCUCUCGUUCCAUCUGAAAUUCAACACCUGGAAUGGAAUGUGUUGGAGAAGCAACAAGAAAGUUUCUGGGGUUUACCCUCUGUGGUCCAAAGACCUGGGGAAGACAUUUGUCCAUCAGCUGCCAACUCUCCUUACCCCCAGGCCUCGCAGGCCCAUGUUUCAAUCUCCAUCCUUCCUGGAGAGUUUCCUCUCACUGAUGAGCUUCGGAAGAAACUAGACCAUCACCUUUGAAAGAGGCUCAUCUGGCACCGGUGGGGCCUGCCCAGCAGGAUCCAUGAGUCUCUGUCACUGACGAGGCCUCCAAGAGAUUUUUCAGAGUUACCUGAGUCAGAGUGCAAUCAUGGACUCCCAUGGGUCUCUGUGAACAAAAAUCUAAAUGUUGGAUUGAGCCAUCCUGGAAGCUUCCAUGAGAGGGGCUCAGAAAUGCUUCAGCUAGAGAAGGACAUGGGGAAGGAUCAGGGACAUAGCCCAGAGAAUGGCCCAAAAGAUCAUCUGUUGAGUGACCUGGACAGAUUUUCAGAUAAGGAUCAGGGCUAUGACUUUGAGGAAGACCUAAGUAGUCACAAGGCGAGUCUGUCAGGGAAAAAUUCAAGCUCCUCAAGUGGGAGUCUAUAUCAGAAACAAGUUGAAAAUGUCCUGAAAGUACAUUUGAGCAACAAGUUUGAGUAAAUCAACGAGGGUCGGCUCCCUGGGACUGUGCAUAGUUCAUGGCAUGCUAUCAAGCAAUCAUUGCAGAUUUCUGUGAAAUCCCACACCCAAAUAACACAGAGAAGUAUGCCACCAUCAGCGGGUGGGGAGCACUGCCUGAAUACCUUCCAGCAGCUUUCCUUCAUUGAUUCCAGUGCACAACAGAUGCUGGAAGCCCAUAUUAAAAUGUUUCAUAUGAGGAUGCUGUGGGGCCUUCCCUGCAGGGCCCUUGAAUCCAUAGAGAUCUUUAAUUUGAAAGGUGCAGCAUCCCUUGUCCCAUUCCCACCUUCCCUCCUCAACCAACGUGAUUGCUGAGGUGGACUCCAAAUCUGGGGGCUUCAAGCCCCUUAGAGGAAGCUCUAAAUCUGUUCCUCAAGACAAAGUGGGAACAACAAAUUCAGCCCCUGUCCUGGAUCAUUCUCACCCUGACACCUCACCUGUUGGCCAGGAAGGACAGGGGACCUUUAGACAAUCACCCUCUGAUAUCAAUCAAGAGCUUGCAGAGGAUGUUCAGAGAAUUAUGGGUUCCAGACAGACUCUUUUGCCUGUCAGACACAUCAUCACAGACAAAGCCAGUCAGAGACUUUCUCUCCUAGGGAGAGGCCGGAUAUGAGCCAAAGGGGAAGAGUAUGAGUUCCAGGGAUGGAGUAGAAACAAGACAGGGCAAAAAGAUGGAGAAGAGGUCAGAACCUUUCGCCACCCUCAGUGUGUCCAGGGAGAUAUUCAGGGCCAAGGAGCUCGAUGUGCUGCAGUCAAGAACUAGUGACAUCUUGACAACCAGCAAGCCAGGAAGCUCCCAAAUGAUGAGUGAAGUAGAAACUACUGGGACCACUGAAAGGCCCCCACCAAAAAGACCAGUUGCCCAAGACCCUAAAUCAUCAUUCCUUAAAGAACAGCUGUUUAAGGAAUUAAAGUCUAAACUGGAGAAGAGGAAUCAGAGCCAGGUCCAAGGCCAAGCCCACUGACAGGUCCCUUGCCUCAGAGAGCAUGAUUUACAAGGCCUCACUGACUCAUGCACAGGGUGUCUCCACUGGGGACAUGGGAGCUUCCCAAGUGCUACAUGUCCAUUUGGAGGACAGAGGAAUCAGCAUGGAGCAGCAGCAGGAGCCUUGGGUCCCUAAGCAAGUCUUAAGGAGGUGCCAAGAUAAGGAUUUCGCACCAGUUUCAAAGAGAGCAAGCCCUCAGGGCCCUAAAGCAGAAGAGCUUGGUGGAGGGGAUGCAGGGUUGGGGACAGCCCAACCUAGAAGGAAGAGUUUCCUUACCCAGAACAAGGCAUUAGAGGAGAUGGUUGGGAGCAAGUCUUCCCAGAUCCCAUCACAGAAGGGACAGCCUCCUCCUGAAAACCUCUUCAGGAAAAAGAGGAACCACAUUUUGCAAUGGCUUCAUCCUGGGACAAAAGGCAAAAGCCAAGAAAAUUCCCAGGAAAAGGGCAGCCCCAUAUCAUCGGCACAGAGCAGAGGCCUAGUUAAAAGGAGAGCUGCCAUUAUUGGGACGACCACAGCUCAGAAGACCAUGAUGGUCCCUGAGAAGUUCCCAGAGGAGAAACUGGGGCAUCAGCAUGCAACAGAUGUCACCUGCCAUCAAGAGCCCUUCCUUCCCUGAGGAAGUAUGGGAAAACUCAGCAGAAGGCAGAAGUGCAGGCCCAGGCAGAGGCCAUCCAGGGACAUCCUUCUAACUACAGGGCCCCCUCCUGUAAAGUGACAAACACCAAGUCUUGCCACCAAGAAGCUGGCUUUGCUGGCCAGAGUGAUCCUACUAGUGUUAGACAGAUCAGAGAUGAGAACUGAUACCCCCAGAAAGUUGUAGCCUUUAGGGAUCAGCUACUGGGCCAGAAGCAUCCCUCAUCCGUGCCCCGCAGGGAGCAUGUGCACCAUCCAAGUCCCACCUGCAGGGGUCAAGCCAGCCAGGGCCCUCCAGCCACUCUCACCACUGCUGAAGGCACUGUUUUCAGAGAUCUGUCUCUGCUAUUUCAACAGAAAAUGCUUCUCCAGCAUUUUCAAAGAGGAAAACUUCCUGCCCCCAAGUAAUUCCUUCUCAUGGAGAAUUCUCCCCAAUAAUGAUUCUCUGAUAAUAGUGAAGUCUUUUCUGUGUGCUGUGUUGGAGGCAUGGGUUUUGGGUAAUUCAGGGCUUGUGCUUUGGGAAAGGAAGAGUUAGUCCGGCUCUUAUUGAUUGCUUCCUUUGGUUUCUAACAGGUGACCAGCCCCCUGGAGCUCUUGUUGACAGAGAUAUGACGUGCCCCCCAAAGCCCAUUUCCUCCCUGAUGAGUUUGAGAUAGGCUCUGUCUCCUGCCUCUUAGCUUAGCCUUAAUGAAAAUGUAGAGCAGCCCACACCUUCCCCUCACUGAAUGUUUUAUAAGCUUUAGAGCAGUAGGGAAGACAGGUCUUCUAUAUCCUAAGAAAGUGAAGGACAGGUGUAUUUUUCAGAAAAUAACGGUGAAGAAGAAACAUUGGCUUCAUCAUGAUUUAUAAGUCAGUGACCGGAGGACCCUACAGCUGGGUGAACCCUGGAGGGAAGUGUUUGGGGGUUACUGCUGCAGUGCAUCCUGGGCUGGUGGGGGAGGGGCUAGGAACAGCAUAGAUGCUGCUUAAGAAUCUGUCAUGUGGGUCAUGUUAAUGUAUUGAGGAAGCAUACUUUAGACUUGACACUGAAUUUUACUUACUGGAAAGGCAGCUGGGGAAGUGGUUCCCCUCCCUGAGUAUUUCUUCAGAUUACUGAUUGAUGACAUUUUGUUGCAAAGCAAAAUCAUCACUUAGCUGUCAGUAGUAGCAAUGUUGACCAGGCAGCCACCUACCUCCCAGGGUAAAAUAAAGCUGAAAGUAAGGAAAAGAUGCCUUAGAGGGAGUGGGAAGAUAAGAAGAACUGAAGAAGGGAAAGAAUGACGUGGCUGGUGGAACAAAGGUUUAUGCCUCAUCAUCCAUAUUGUGACCCUGUCGUGUUCCCCCCGCCCCCUCCUCAAUCUGAUCCAGGCACCACCUACUUGAGGCUAAUCUGAGCACUGCACAGCACACUGAUGCCUUAUUCCAAAAAGGCACGCACUGUUCUUUGGGCAUUAAAACAAAAUCUCCAGGGAUGUCAUCAGUCAUGGCACCCCCCAGUUGGAGAAGGUGAUCUUGGUGCCUUCCUUCCAUCCAUGCUUGAUGGAAAUACACAAGAUCUUGCCCUUACUGUGUAAAGUUCACGUUCAGGAUGGAGGUGCCUCCUUUGAUAUUCAUGGCCUUGGUGGAGCCAUGGUUGGUCUCCCUCAGAACACCUGCAGCUCAUGAACCAGAGGCGAGUCCCAGACUAUGCACCAGGUUACAGAUGUUUGGGGGAAUCACCAUGGACUGCACACAUACCCACCCUUACAAUAGGGUCUGGACGAAAGGCAACUCCACUUGUAUAGACUGGGACUCAAACAUGGGGUGAGUGUCCUAGAGGCACUUGAGGUAGUUAUUCCAGAAAGACUUGUGAAUCCUAGGUCUUAAAAGAAAGAACAAAACCUAUGUCCACCACAGCCCUCUCUCACUCCACACUUAUAUUUUCUUGUCCAGAGUUAUGCCAUUGACCCUCCAAUGUGUGAAGCUUAGGGUCAAAAAAGAAUGCAGAUUCUGUAGAGGGCCUAGGAGGGACAAAAGGUGGGACAGGGCCCAGGGCAGGGAACUAGAAGAGGUGAGGAGGCAGUGGAGGGCACAAAUAUCCAUGUGGAUGGACCAGUCAAUAGCCCGACCCCUCAGAUCCUACAUCAUCUCAUUUUAGGGUCCUGUCCUCCUAUUCCAGGGCAGUUACUGCCACACUCCAGGUCUUAUAACCAGGAACACUUCUGACAUCAGGAUCAGCACAGUGUGACAUUCCACCAUUUGGCCUCAUCCCUGAUUCUUCUGAUUUAAAGUCCCCUUAAUCUUAAAUCCAGGUCAUUCAUCU